GUUCUAGUAGGUUCACCUAUCAGUUUGACGUUUCUAGUUGUUUAUGUCACAACAAAACGUAAUUUUACUCAGUAACACAAUAACUUCCUUCAUAGCAAGCCGUUAAUUAUAAACUCAGCGAAAUGGGGAAAGGUUUCAAUAAUUACAUGUGUAAAAAGUUCUUCCAUCCAGCGUCUCGCGACAAUUUAAAGCGAGUAUGGAUGGCAGAACAAAAAGCCGAGGCCUACAAGAAGAAGCAAGAAGAACUUCGUCAGCAGUACGAAAAAGAACAGGAUUUACAUGACAAUAAAGCAAUGCUGAGCAAAGACAGCAAGGACAAGCUGAGUAUUAAUUUCAUGUAUGAACCGCCACCAGGCGUCAAAAAAGAUCGUGAACGUGAGGAUAACGAGCCAGAGUAUAAAUUCGAAUGGCAACGCAAAUACAACGCGCCGCGUGAGAGUUACUGCAAGGGAGAUCAAGAAAUUAGAGAUCAACCUUUUGGUAUCCAAGUCAGAAAUGUGAGAUGUAUCAAAUGCCACAAGUGGGGACACAUUAACACUGACAAGGAAUGCCCUAUGUAUAGUUUAAGCAUGAGUGCUGCAAGGAGUCUAGAAGCAGGGCCUAUUUUAGACCAGAAUUCCUUGGUUAUGCAAAUGUUGGAUGAUGGGCUUGCUCUUAAGAAGCAACAUAUUACAAAUGGUGGUAGUAAUCUGCUUAUUGAUGAAGAGGAUCCUAAUGCAGAGGCCACAUUCCUGAAUUCACUGAGUACUAAACAGAAGAAAGCAUUAUUAAAAAAACUCAACAAAAUAGAACGACGAGAACGUCGCAAAUUGCACAAGAAACCUAUUAAAGAUAAUGAUUCCGAUUCGGAUGACGCGCACAAAUCGAAAAAUCGACGUAAAACACAAAAAUCACGCCGAUAUUCACCAGAAAAUGAUCGCCGCAAAGAAAGGAAAAGGUAUUAAAAACUUGUUAGCAGUAAAAUACUUGAAAAUGUAAAUAUUUUUGUGAAAAUAGUAUGUGACUUAUUUCAAUAAUCAAAUGACAAAAAUAACAGUUUAGACAUUGGCAUUCAGAUGCGCAUUAAUGGUACAAUGACUAGAAGUAUAAAUAUUAUACUCGUUUAUAGUUCGAAACGUUCUUAAAUAUUACUUAUCAAUGAAAUAUUAUCAUGAGAUUUGCAAAUCUUCACAUCAAUCUCUUUCUUUGCUGUUUUUACAUUACGGUAAUUUCAAACUGUCAUGAGUUUGUAGUUAAUAAAUGCAUUUUACAUUGUUUUCGUUAAAA
Dalotia coriaria is the source of this 1266-nucleotide messenger RNA. RefSeq names its product corepressor interacting with RBPJ 1. Gene Ontology annotation, biological process: negative regulation of DNA-templated transcription. Gene Ontology annotation, molecular function: heme binding; electron transfer activity; transcription corepressor activity. Lineage: Eukaryota; Metazoa; Arthropoda; Insecta; Coleoptera; Staphylinidae. Bases 123 to 944 code for a protein of 273 amino acids. Gene Ontology annotation, cellular component: nucleus. The record is from RefSeq and is a predicted model, not a curated record. The transcript has 3 exons.